Cyphellophora attinorum is the source of this 1794-nucleotide messenger RNA. RefSeq lists its product as uncharacterized. NCBI's taxonomy places the organism in Eukaryota, Fungi, Ascomycota, Eurotiomycetes, Chaetothyriales, Cyphellophoraceae. Gene Ontology annotation, molecular function: DNA-binding transcription factor activity, RNA polymerase II-specific; zinc ion binding; transcription cis-regulatory region binding. Bases 1 to 1794 code for a protein of 597 amino acids. Gene Ontology annotation, biological process: positive regulation of transcription by RNA polymerase II. Gene Ontology annotation, cellular component: nucleus. The record is from RefSeq and is a predicted model, not a curated record. The transcript is spliced from 4 exons.
AUGGCAUCUCCAUCAAACGAAGAAGAGCAGCAGUCUGCUGAAGGCCUCCCUGACCGUGCAGUCGCGUCGCCUCGGAAGAAAGGCCGGGGGCGCGGGCUGAGGACUCGAUCGGGAUGCCUCACAUGCAGGAAGCGACAUGUCAAAUGCGAUGAAGCCCGCCCAGCAUGCACGCAGUGCACUCGAAAUCGGAAGACGUGUUCGUACGUUGUCAACCGCGAAGAUGGGUCACGUGCAGCUACGACCGAGGUCGCAUCACCAGUCACGGCUUCUGCUCCAGCUCCUGCUCCCGCUCCCGCUCCUGCGUCUGCUCCAGCUUCUGCUCCGAAAUCCAAUAGCAAUGGUCACGGUCCAGAGCCUGGAACCGUCACGACUAACCUCGAGUACCAAUCCAGUGGAUUCUCAAACACCGAAGUCACGCAGAACAUGACAGCCACAGGAGCCAGUCCGGCAAGUAUCGAUCAGCCAGUCGGAAUUGCAACUGCGCGAUGGUUUGGCAUGCUUGCAGGCGAUGCGGAAUUGGAAUUCAGGACCUCGCCACAGCAAAAUUUGCCGGAAUCUCCUGCAACUGUCAAUUCACAGCUUCCCGUUUCCGUUCCCGUGCACGUUGGCUUAAGCGAUUCGCCUUUCACGCAAAGCUAUCGUUCGGACGAUCUCUGGAGCGAACGUCUGAGCUGGCAGUCUCCAACGCGUUUGACUCUACAAGAUGCUGAACAGCAACUGUUCGACGUUUUCGUUCAACGCAUCAGCCUCUGGCUCGAUCUACUGGAUCCGUACCGGAAUUUCGCGUCGCUAGUACCUCGACUGGCGCUCUGGAAUGUCGGUCUGCUGAAUGCGGUGUUGACUCUGGCGCUGCGUCACGAGUCUCUGCAAACAACGUCCGUGGAAAGCCCGUUCGCGCGUAGAGACGCGUUGCAAUACUACCAUGAGACACUGCAUUAUCUUAGCAAAGCUUUGCAGUAUCCGUCAUACCACACAAGUGACGAGCUUCUGGCUACUACAAUAAUCAUCUCUGCAUAUGAGAUGCUCGACGGCUCAUCGAGGGACUGGGAAAGACAUCUACAAGGCGUCUUCUGGAUUCAACGUUCUCAGGUGAUACACGGCGAUUCUGGUGGCCUCCGAGGAGCGAUCUGGUGGACAUGGCUCUGCCAGGAUGUAUGGGCCGCGUUUCGUGAUCGUCGAAGGGUCUUCACCUUCUGGAGACCGGAAAGGAAGCUCGCGCAACUGGGACCGGCGGAGCUAGCAGCGCGUUCCGUUUUCAUUCUGGCUCGUGUUGUCGACUAUUGUUCUGCGGGCCAGACGGCGGAAACACCCAGCGGUUUCAUCGAGAAGUCUCGACAUGCCGAGCAGCUGAGUGUUCUGCUUGACGAAUGGGCCGACUUGUUGACGCCGCAGUUCACACCUCUUCCUCGUUACGCGUCCAAAGAGGCUGUGUUCAAGGAGAUAUUCAUCCAUCCCCCUCUCUAUGGCGUCGCAAUACAGGUACAUCAUGCCGCAAGGCUGUUGAUUCUUCUUCACAGACCGACUUUGGGCGGCCUUCAUGAGUCACUAAAGCGGCAGGCUGUCAUCGAUGGCCAUGUUGAGCAGAUUGGGGGCAUUGCCUCGACAUUGACGGACUAUGCUUCGGGAACAUUGUCUUCACAGUGUUUGUAUAUUGCCGGGCUAAGCACUUUCAACCAGCGAUAUCGUGACGAGAUUCUGCGCCAGAUACAGCUUUGUCGAAGCAGAACCGGAUGGCAAGCCACCUCAAUGGAGGACGAGCUCAAGUUUCAUUGGGAGCAGCAUUCGGGGUUCUGA